Molecule: messenger RNA, 8808 nt
Organism: Tigriopus californicus
Lineage: Eukaryota; Metazoa; Arthropoda; Copepoda; Harpacticoida; Harpacticidae
Gene: Ufd4
Product: E3 ubiquitin-protein ligase HECTD1-like
Exons: 6
Biological process (GO): anatomical structure development; proteasome-mediated ubiquitin-dependent protein catabolic process; protein K63-linked ubiquitination
Cellular component (GO): nuclear speck
Molecular function (GO): metal ion binding; ubiquitin protein ligase activity; protein binding
Source: RefSeq, a predicted model, not a curated record
CCCCCAAGAAGACAGACCCCCCCAUCCAACCCGAGGACCCCGAGGACCCCGAGGACCCCGAGGACCCCCCCGUCGUCGCCGCCCAUCGCCCGCCCACCCGCUGUGGCUGGGAUCCUCCACGCCCAUCCAGCGCAACAUGAUGUCGGAGGUGGAUCCCGAGACGUUAUUGGAAUGGCUGCAAAUGGGCAGCGGAGACGAGCGGGACAUGCAGUUGAUCGCCUUGGAACAGCUCUGCAUGCUCUUGCUCAUGUCCGACAACGUGGAUCGAUGCUUCGAGAGCUGCCCGCCACGCACUUUUCUGCCCGCCCUGUGCCGCAUUUUCCUGGACCAACAAGCGCCCGAUCAGGUCUUGGAAGUGACGGCCCGCGCCAUCACCUAUUACUUGGACGUGUCGGCCGAAUGCACCCGUCGCAUCGUGGCUGUCGAUGGCGCCGUCAAGGCCAUGUGUAACCGCUUGGUCAUCGCCGAUAUCGUGGGCUCGCGCGCCUCCAAAGACUUGGCCGAGCAAUGCAUCAAAGUCCUGGAAUUGGUGUGCACCCGCGAAGCCGGCUCCGUGUUCGAGAGCGGCGGUCUGGCCGGCGUGCUCACGUUCAUUCGCGACAACGGCGCCUUAAUCCACAAGGACACCUUGCACUCGGCCAUGUCGGUGGUGUGCCGUCUGUGCACCAAAAUGGAACCCACCGAUGAGAGUCUACCCAAUAGCGUGGAAUGUCUGUCCACCUUACUUCGUCAUGAGGAUUUCCAUGUGGCCGAAGGGGCCUUGAAGUGUUUUGCCUCCUUGGCGGACCGGUUCAUUCGCAAGAACAUUGACCCGGUGCCGUUGAAUGAACAUGGUCUAACGGAUGAGCUCUUGAAUCGAUUGCGGAACGCCCACAUCACCUCCAAUGGGGCGGGACCAACCGCGCCGCUGACUCCCGCUAUGGCUGGAUUAAACGUGAGUGGCGCUGGAUCGGGUUCGAAUUUGGUGGAUGCCGCUCAUGCGGGUGGACCAGCGGCCAGUUCGUCGUCCAUAUCCACGACCAUCAGCUUGUUGUCCAUCUUGAGUCGAGGCUCCGAGGCCAUCACGCAUUCGUUACUCCGGAGUGCCUUGCCGGAUGCCAUUGAGCACGCUCUUCAAGGAGAUGAGCGAUGCGUUUUGGACACCAUGCGCCUCACGGAUUUGCUGUUGGUGUUGUUGUUCGAAGGCCGACCCGCAUUGUCCAAGUCGGUGCCCAGUGUGUCCGGUGGGAGUGGCUCAACUUCGAGCUCGCGGAUUUCCAGCGGCUUAAGGCCCAUGGAUUCUACGGGCGAGCGGACCCAUCGACACUUGAUCGAUUGUAUUCGCUCCAAAGACACGGAUGCCCUCAUUGAAGCCGUGGAUAGUGGGAACGUGGAGGUCAAUUUCAUGGAUGACGUCGGCCAGACUCUGUUGAAUUGGGCCUCGGCCUUUGGCACCCAAGAAAUGGUUGAAUAUCUCUGCCAGAAGAAUGCGGAUGUCAACAAAGGUCAACGGUCGUCGUCUCUACAUUAUGCGGCCUGUUUCGGUCGACCCCAAAUUGCCCGCGUUCUACUGAGACAUGGGGCCAAUCCGGAUUUGAGAGACGAAGACGGCAAGACUCCCUUGGACAAGGCCCGUGAGCGCAACGAUGAAGGCCAUCGAGAAGUGGCGGCCAUUCUGCAAAGUCCGGCCGAUUGGCUGUCCUUGGCUGGAUGCCCCGAGACCACCGAAGAGUCGAACCAGGCCAACCGCACGAAAGAAGACGAGGACCGUGACGAGACGGCCUCUGAGGAAGAAGAUCCAGGUCCCAAGGGUGACCCGGAAAUGAUCCCAGUGUAUGUGAAGGCCUUGAUCCCCAUGUUUUGUCAAUCUUCUCAAUCCACCAUGAUCCAGACCGUCAAGCGGGCUAGUUUGAGCCUCAUUAAGAAGAUUAUCCACUACUUGAACCAAGAACUUAUUCAAGAUGCCCACAACAGCAACCCAAGGUUCGUCGGCGACAUCGUGGAGGUCCUGACUUCGGUCCUGGAUAACGAGGAAGAUGAGGAAGGACAUUUGACGUGUCUGCUCAUUAUCCAAGAUCUCAUGAGCAAAGAAGACCAAGAGGGCGUGUUCCUGGAGCAAUUCGCCAAAUUGGGCUUGUUUCAGAAAGUCCAUGAUCUGGCUGUCGACGACAUGGACGACGAUAUUUCAUCCGCAUCCUCAUCCGCCAGCGGAGAUAUCAUGAUUGCCUCUUCGCCCACCGAGUCCACGCCCACACCCGCCAUCGCCACGCCCAAAGAGGACGCGAAAGAAAUCAUUAUGGGAAAAGGAUACACAUGGCGCGAUUGGUCUUUAGCCCGAGGACGAGAUUGUCUGUACAUCUGGUCGGACGCAGCCGCAUUAGAACUCUCCAAUGGAAGCAACGGCUGGUUCCGAUUCAUUUUGGACGGAAAACUGGCUACCAUGUAUUCGAGUGGUUCGCCGGAAGGAAAUUCGGAUUCCUCCGACAACCGCGGCGAAUUCCUGGACAAACUUCAGCGAGCUCGUGCCGCCGUCAAAUCCAAUGUGAGUUAGCCCAUUUUCACCAAGGCCUCCGAGGACAUCAUCAUGGUGGGAAAUUGGAAUCUCAGCUCCACCGAGGAUGGCGAGUUGACCAUCGUCAAUUCUGACGGCUCCCAGCAAGCCACCAGCCUUAAAGAAGAUCUCCCCGGAUUCCUGUUUCAGUCGAAUCGCGGGACAAAGCACUCCUUCACGGCUGAGACAUCCUUGGGGCCUGAAUUCACCACGGGCUGGGCUGGGAAGAAGUCCAGUCGACGAAUGCGAGGCAAAAUGGAAGCCGUCAAGCAACGGAUUCGAAGCACUGCCCGAGACAUCUACGAUAACCACUUCCGGGAGGCUCAAGCCAAGCCCCGCGGUAUUGUGGCCACUCUGGGAGUGAUCGUGACCAAGAUCGAGGGUGCCCUUCAUCGCCAAAUGGUGAACAACACCAGCAAUGAAUGGAGAGAGAGCUUAAAAGAGGCCCUGAUCGAGCUGAGUGCCAUCUUGGAGGAUCAUAGUAAGGUCUCGGCCUUUGAACUGCAUAGCUCCGGCCUGAUCCAGGUGCUCUUGAAGCUCUUUGCCACUGUGGGCACGAAUGAGAACCGUAAAUUGGCCAAGAAGUCGGCCAAGCUGCAGCGUCAACGAGUCGAGGUCUUUCAAGAUCUCUUCCGAGAUCGAGUGGUGGAUGGCGACAAGGUCAUCUCCCCGGCCACCGAGCUCAUUCGGAAGCUCAUCGCUGUCCUCGAGUCCAUUGAGAAGCUUCCGGUGUUGUUGUACGACCAAACCACCUCUGGUUAUGGGCUUCAAAUCCUCACUCGUAGGUUACGCUUCAAAUUGGAACGCGCCCCGGGUGAGAACAAUCUCAUCGAUCGGACUGGCUGCACAUUGAAGAUGGAACCUUUGGCCAGUGUCAAACAACUGGAUAGGUUUCUGCUGAAGAUGGUGGCCAAGCAAUGGUACGAUCACGAUCGGUCCACCUUCAACUUCAUCAAACAGAUCGAGGAGAAGCGCCCGGUGAGUUUCAAGCAUCAUCACGACUUUGACGAGAACGGUCUGUUCUAUUGGAUUGGAUCGAAUGCCAAAGCAUCCUCGGAAUGGGUGAACCCCGCCCAAUAUGGAUUGGUGGUGGUAACCUCGAGUGAGGGUCGAAAUCUCCCUUACGGUCGAUUGGAGGAUAUCCUAAGUCGGGACGUGGCGGCCCUGAAUUGCCAUACCAAUGACGAUCGACGAGCUUGGUUUGCCAUUGAUUUGGGAAUGUGGGUGAUCCCGUCUGCUUACACGUUGAGACACGCCCGAGGAUACGGACGCUCUGCCAUUCGAUCUUGGCAGUUCCAAGCCUCCAAAGACGGCAUGAACUGGACCACUCUGGUGGAUCACACCGAUGACACGAGCUUAAAUGAACCAGGAUCGACCUCCACUUGGAGAGUGGCCGUCGACAUGAACGAACGACAAGGCUGGCGUCACAUUCGGAUUCAGCAGAACGGGAAAAACGCCUCAGGUCAGACGCAUUAUUUGUCCAUAUCGGGUCUUGAGAUUUAUGGCACCAUCCAUGGAGUGUGCGAUGAGCUAGGCAAGGCUGCCAAAGAGGCCGAAGCCAACCUCAGACGCCAGAGAAGACUCAUGCGAACUCACAUCCUCAAGCACAUGGUGAUCGGGGCGCGAGUGUGCCGAGGUCUGGAUUGGAAAUGGCGGGACCAAGAUGGAGCUCCUCCCCGAGAAGGCACAGUCACUGGGGAGCUCCACAAUGGCUGGAUCGACGUCACCUGGGACCAUGGAGGAGCCAACUCCUAUCGCAUGGGCGCCGAGGGCAAGUUCGAUCUGAAAUUGACCUCCGGCCUCGACCUCAAUCCCACAUCGAUUGGUAGCGGAGCGGCUACCGCCCAAUCAUCUUUGGGAGUGUCAUUGGGCGCCACCCAAAAGUCCCAGUACACCUCGCCAGCCCCCAAAGCCGAACCAACAAGUGCCCUGGGAGCGGGCGUCAAGUCCACGUCCAGAGUCCAAGGCUUGAAGGCUAGUUCCACGCCAAGUUUGAGUGAAGGACAAGAGGUAAAUCCUCAAAAGCCUCUGGCUGAGUCCUUUGAACAAACUGUCUCUGCAGAUAAUCUGAGUGCCCAACAGUCCGCGGAACAAGCCAAUCAAGUCGUUUUAACUGAAAAGCAAGAGACCUCGGCUAAACAAGCUGCUGAGACUGUGGCUCAAUCGGUUUUAUCGGAAGCCAUCUUGAACAUCUCGGGUGCUUCUUCCUCGUCUUCGUCGGCACCUCCCAUUAGUCAGACGCCGAAUGCACCGCCCCCAAGAUAUGUCAAGAGUAGCUCAGCCUCUUCUUUCCAAUCUUUGUCCACUAGGGAUAACGACAAUGAGCUUCUUCCGCCUCUGUUUGAAGUCGUGGACAACAUUGUUCAAGAGGACGCUGAAAACGAUACGGAGAUGGUGUCAGUUGAAUCAGGGAAUAUCUCCGCCACAGCGAGGGCCAAGAUGAACAAUCACCCUCUUGGACCGUUCAGGUCGAAUAUUUCGAGCUUUGAGGCCCGUCUCGACCAGGCCCUGAGUCAAGCUUGCGGGAUCGAUGUUGACAAUCUCGCUCUGAGCUUGUCCCAGCAAUUGGCUGCAUCGAGCCGCACGUCCAUCGGGUUGGGCCGUGAGCUUCCUCUGGUCCCAAGAAACUCGUCGGAAACGAAGGCCCCGGGUUCCAGUGCUCCCUUGAAUCCCGAAGAGAUGCUAACCAUGCCAGGUGCCAAUCCAGGACCAGCUCUACCCCCUCCCACCUCCCGCGAUCAUCUUGAAGCAUCAUCGGUUGGUCGAGGGCGCUCAAGGGCUCGGAACAACGCCAACAACCCAAUGUCUGAAUCUCCAGGCUCGAACUUGUCCUCCAAGCCUACGUUUGUAUCCUCAAAACUGCUCGAUUUUGCCGACCUCUCCACAGGGGAGAUGAACUUGGGCUUUGCCGAUGCCAGUGCUUGUCCCAUGACCUCGUCUGGGCAGCAACAACAACAACCUCAGCCACCCGUGAAGGCCGCCAGAACCACCUCCAAUCCCACAGAUGUCACGGAUAAAAAGAACUCCGCCAAUAUGAGUGUGAGUGAGCCCAAUCUCUCGACACCCGAAGCUUCGGCCGUGAGUCUCUUGGAGACGUUCGCCGCCGUUGCUCGACGUCGAUCUGGCACCAACACGACAUCCAUGGCCUCCACCAACACGGUGAACAACAGCAGAAAUCAGUCGGUCUCCUCGAGUAGCGGGUUGUUCGGCACUCCCAAGUCGGUAUCGAGCUUGGUGAGGUUGGCACUCUCGUCCAAUUUCCCCACGGGACUUCUGAACGCUGCUCAGAGUAAUCCCACACUGAACUCGGGGGUCCUCACCUCGGGCUCCAAUGAUCCCAACAGUUCUGCUCCCGUGGUCAGUCUUGGAGGAGCUGGACUCGCAUCGAAUGUGGUCAUGUCAGACACGGAUCAGGUGUCUUUGGAGGAGUUUUUGGAGUCCUUCAGGGAUACAUCCUUGUUAGCAGACUUGGAAGAAGAUGAGGACCUGCCCGAUGCCGAAGACGACAAUGACGACGAUAACGACGAUGAUGACGAGUUUGAGGACAACUUUGAAGAAGAGUUCGAAACGCCCAGUGGUCACACAGUGACUAGUAGCACCACUUCGUCAUCCACCUCAACCCGUGGAUUGUCCCUGGGACGCAGGAAGAUCUGGGACGACGAGCAUGUCUUAAAGAGAAAAUUCUCGGCGCUGAUUCCAGCCUUUGAUCCUCGGCCCGGUCGGACCAACAUCAACCAAACCAGUGACAUCGAAGUCCCAUCCCCUGAUAGCAUCUCGGCCGCUGCAGCCUCGGCUCUUGGUAUUUCUGACACCACCGACUCAAAGAAAUCCGAGGCUGGCGCUCCCAAGAUCCAUCUUAUGCUCCGGGGACCCAAUUUGCCGGGGGUGAGCGACAUCGAAAUUGACCUGACUGAGCCGGAUUGGACAGUGUUCAAGGCCGUCCAGUACAUAAUACAGGCUUCAAACAUAGGGAGCAAAUCCGAAAAACUGCGGCGUGUCUGGGAACCGUCCUACGUCAUUGUGUAUCGAGAGGUCAAAAAGGGCCCGACAAGUGGGAAUGACACCAACGAUGAUGACGUCCCUCGACGAAGUUCGAGCUCGACUUCUAACCCGUUCCCACAAUUGUCCAUCCUGAGUCCGGGACAAUGCUCCAUGGACGAGGUUCUCCAAUUGAUCCGACAGCUUUAUCUCAUCAACACGGUCAAUCCCGAGGGUGAGGGUCUCACGAAUCAAGAGAACUACAACUCAAAGAAAAUCACCAACAAGUUGGUUCAACAAAUCCAAGACCCAUUGGUCCUAUCGGCCAAUGCCAUGCCGGAUUGGUGCCAAGAGCUCACCUUCUCUUGUCCAAUGUUGUUCCCAUUCGAGACCAGAUUAAUAUACUUCCAUUGUACCGCCUUUGGUGCUUCAAGAAGCAUCGUGUGGCUUCAAAAUCAGCGCGAUAACAGCUUGGAGAGAAGCCGAGGCUCGUUGGGACGAGGUCGAGAAGACAUCCACGAGUUCCGUGUGGGACGAAUCAAACACGAAAGAGUCAAAGUCCCAAGAGGGGAUCGUAUCCUAGAUUGGGCUGUUCAAGUCAUGCGCGUACACGCUGACCGGAAGGCGAUCCUUGAAGUCGAGUUCAUCGACGAGGAAGGCACCGGUUUAGGUCCAACUUUGGAAUUUUUCGCCCUCGUGGCCUCCGAGCUUCAACGUAAGGACCUCUGUCUUUGGAUGUGCGACGACGUACACGUCAAUCACGAGGAAGUGGACAUGGGCGAGGGGAAGAAACCACCUGGUUUCUACGUUAUGAGACCCACAGGCCUGUUUCCGGCACCUUUGCCCCAAGAGAGCGAACUUUGCGAGAAGGUUUCCAAAUUGUUCUGGUUCUUGGGCGUGUUCUUGGCCAAGACCCUGCAAGACAACCGUUUGGUCGAUCUGCCCCUUUCGUACCCUUUCCUGAAGCUCUUGUGUCAAGGCGAAGUCAGCUCAUUUGUCAGGGAAAAGUCUUUGAUUGUCCAACAGAACCAGGCCAACGAAGACGAGCUCAUGAGCUCCUCCAUGUAUUCGAUCGUGUCGGAAGAAUCCGAAAUGGACUUGGCGAAUAAGGUCGGCGACAAGAGAGAAGAACAGUCUUGGUUUGCCCCUCUCCUGGGACUUGAGGAUCUAGCUCAAAUUGACACGGAUCGGGGAGAAUUCCUCAAGCAUCUCCAAGAAAUGGCCGUUGAGAAGCAGAACAUCCUCGCCAGUCUCGAUUUGAGCGAGGAGGAGAAGCAAACCAAAUUGGAAUCCCUCACCGUGCAAUAUAACGGGCAUGAAGUCGGACUCGAGGACCUCGGCCUGAACUUCCAAUACUCGCCUCCAUCCAAAGUCUAUGGCUUCGCAUCCGUCGACCUUGUACCCAAUGGAGAGCACGAGGCGGUCACCAUUCAUAACCUCGAGGACUAUAUUCAAUCCACUUUGGAAUUCGUGCUCCACGAAGGCAUUCGAAAACAAAUGAACGCUUUCCGUUCGGGCUUCAACCACGUGUUUCCUUUGGACAAAUUGGGCACCUUCAACCCCUUGGAGGUCCGAACCAUGAUUUGCGGCGAGCAAUGUCCCAUAUUCACCCGUGAAGAGAUCAUUCGUUACACAGAACCCAAGUUGGGCUACACGCGAGAGUCCGAGACUUUCCUGAAAUUUGUCAACGUGCUGGUCAGUUUCACAGCCUCAGAGAGAAAGGCUUUCCUUCAAUUCACCACUGGAUGCUCCAGUCUUCCUCCAGGCGGUUUGGCCAAUUUACACCCCCGUUUAACCCUGGUCCGGAAGAUCGAGGCGGGUGAUGGUUCCUAUCCUUCGGUGAACACUUGCGUUCACUACUUAAAGUUGCCCCCGUACUCGACGGAAGAAAUCAUGAAGGAACGUUUGCUCGUUGCCACCCGAGAAAAGGGAUUCCAUUUGAAUUGAUGCGGGAUGUCACUUGUUGGCCCAGCGAACUAUUUUUGUGAUAUAUUUACCCACGAUUAUUGCUAAUACUUCUACUACUACAACUACCUUAUGUAUAGUCAUCUUAAACAGGUUGCAGGAGCUUUGAACAAAGAAAUUACAAACAAAAAAGAAAGAAAAAAAACCACACCCCAAUGGGAUAUCUUGAUUCCAACAAGGAUGAUCGACUCGACCCAGGGUGAAUGAGCAUAUGCGAUAUUGAAUCCGUAACAUCCUAAUACCCUUACGUCCAUUGCAUUGGAAACGGUCUGGAUUGCCAAUGUGUGCGUGCUUUUUUCUCUCAAGAUAAUAAACCUUCAAACUGCGAAAAAGUU